Sphenostylis stenocarpa is the source of this 1059-nucleotide messenger RNA. The record is from the annotation of a GenBank genome assembly. NCBI's taxonomy places the organism in Eukaryota, Viridiplantae, Streptophyta, Magnoliopsida, Fabales, Fabaceae.
AUGAAUCCCUCACCUUCUCAACACUCCUCGUCGGAAGAUGAAAAUGACUCCUCCUCCUCCUCUUCCCAACCCCAACCCCAACCCCAACCCCAACCCCAGCCCCAACCCCAGCCCCAGCCCCAGCCCCAGCCCCAGCCCCAACCCCAGCCCCAACCCCAACCGCAGCCCCAGCCCCAAAGCACUCUUACUCAUACUCCAAAACCAAGCAAGAAGAAAAAGAACGGCGAGUCAAGCAGAAAACUCCUUACCGACUUUGACGCCGGGAAAGCGGCCGGGAGCCCGGCAGGAAACGCGGCCGGGAAAGUGGUUGGAAACGCGGUCGGCACUCCAACUCAUACUCCAAAACUACUCAAGAAAAAGAGCCGCCAGUCAAUUAGAAAACUCUUUACCGACUUCGACGCCGGGAACCAGACAGGAAACGCGGCCGGGAGCACGGUCGGGAACGUUCCUGGAAACGCGGCCGGAAGCACGGCAGUGAAUGCUGCUGGAAACGUAGUCAGUGAAAAGCGCGCGUUCCAGCGCAUAUGGAGUAAGAGCGAAGAGAAGGAGCUGCUGAAAGCCCUGGCAGACUUUGUCACAGCCACGGGGAUGGAUCCGUACAGAGAGGUUCACGCCUUCCACGACUUUUUGAGAGAAUCGAGUCCUUACUGUCGAGCGUGUUCGACGCUGCAGUUGAAGGAGAAAAUACGGCGAAUGAAAAAAAAGUUCACCAACGCUCUCAGAAGAAAGAGCAAGAGUCGAUCCGACUUAGAGAGCCUCCGUCUGGGCCGCAAGGUCUGGGCCGAGAAACAGACUGUGCUCACUAGUGGUUGGGAGGGUGUGGAGGGCGUGGAUGGUGACUGUAGUGUGCUUGAGAAAAGGAUUUUAGAAUGUGAAGGGGAGAAGAUGAUUAAAGCAGGGUUGAUUAAUGAGGAGAUUUGGAAGCGCGGCAUUGAGUGUUUGGAGGGGCGGAAGGUGGCGGAAUUGGCCCACAAGUGGAAGAAGCUUCGUAAGGAUGAGAUGGAACUAGUUUCUGAACAAAUUGUGGCCAUUGCGGAGGUUCUGAAAUCAUCUGACUAA